Messenger RNA from Pecten maximus, 4895 nucleotides. RefSeq lists its product as uncharacterized. Gene Ontology annotation, biological process: heterophilic cell-cell adhesion; establishment or maintenance of epithelial cell apical/basal polarity. NCBI's taxonomy places the organism in Eukaryota, Metazoa, Mollusca, Bivalvia, Pectinida, Pectinidae. The transcript has 14 exons. Bases 1 to 1953 code for a protein of 650 amino acids. The record is from RefSeq and is a predicted model, not a curated record. Gene Ontology annotation, molecular function: calcium ion binding. Gene Ontology annotation, cellular component: protein-containing complex; plasma membrane.
AUGGAUACGUGCUACUGUCUUCAUAUAAUUGUACUAUUCCUUAGUUUUUCAGGAUUUACCUGUGCCACCAAUAAUAUAUUUCUAGGAGGGACAAUCAACUGGAGAUCAAUUGGAGGACAAACGCGAUUCACGUACAGAUUGACAUGGCUGAAUGGUUAUGGGCCUUGCGGUCCGGGUUGCAGCAAUAAAUCCAUCGGGAAACUGACAACAGGUGGCGCUCCGUUCGACACUACAUUUUGGCAGACAAACGGUGGUCACGUGAUAGAUCUAAACUACAUCACUACGACCAUUUCAUCAGACUGGGAACAAGGGGAACGUGCAUUCAAUGUCUCUUCUACAACCAGUAUGAGGUUUCUGUUGAGAUUGAAUACCGCCAAUAUAGCGUGGAUUGUUACGGGUAAUGGGAUUGGAGGAAGUGGCGUAUUUAUGGAGACAUUCGUCGACAUGAGCAUGCGCAACGAUACCAAGGAACAAAACGCCAGUCCGAUAGCCGCUCUCCCUCCGUACAUAGGAGCUUCCUUUGGAUGCCUCGUGACAAUCAACUUACCUGUCACUGAGCCUGAUCAUGACCUAUUGGAGUGUCGUUGGGCCCGGGCCAUUGAGUGUGGAUCAGCAUGUACCAACCUCCCACAGGCCUACAUAGAUAAGAGUGCCUGUACAAUUACCAUUAAUACCACGGCCGAUAGGGGGUACUCACCUGGACAGAAGUACCGAGUGACCGUGGUGGUUGAAGAUUUUCCGCGCUUUCCAAUCUUAAUGGGCAGACAACUCAAGCUGCCUACUGAUCCACUGAGUAUGAUUCCUUUGCAGUUUACAAUAACAGUGACGAAGUCUACUAGCUGUGUGAGUCAUGUACAGUUUGUCACCCCCUCCCUGCCAGAUGAACUGCAUGCCUCCUACUCCAUGUUUCCCCAAGCCCUUUGUGUUCGCAGCAUACCUUACAGUACCAACAUUAAGAGGAGCUGUGGAACUGAUUUCCUAUCGAGUCUACCGGCUGGGAUGAUGUCACAAAGACUUGCCGACGACCAGAAGCGACAGAAUGUCACACGGCUCUAUCUUACAUGGCUACCGGAGAGAAGACAGAUGGGCGAUAACUUGGCAUGUGUGUGGGGCAAGGACCAGUUUGGAUUAACAACAUCACAGCGGUGUGUAGAUGCUUUGAUUUCAGAUACUGAUGAAUGUCGGUCGUCGCCUUGCCAGAGAGGAGGGAAGUGCGUCAACCUAUUUCACAGAUUUGUUUGUGACUGUCCACCUGGAUUGAUGCCACCUCUCUGUUCAAGAAGAAUCACGUGCGGAGAUCAGCCGUGCCUAAAUAGUGGCACCUGUAGAGAUAGUAACUCCUCGUUUACUUGCACUUGUCCCCAAGGGUUUUCUGGAGAUCGAUGUCAAAAGGAGAAAAAUAUGUGUCAGUCGUUUCCUUGUCAGAACGGAGGAACGUGCCACAGUCAUCACGGUACCUUCACAUGCUCGUGUCCGAUACUCACAACAGGUGUCACGUGUCUGAAAAAAACGACGACGAAGAAGAAUGACACCAAACAGAAUUUAAACAUCACUGUGGAUAAUGUAGUCCACCAACAGCCUUGGGUCAUUCUGGCUAGCGUGCUCAGUGGUGUUCUAGGCGCGGCCCUUCUUGGUUCCUGUUGUAUUUGGGGGUUGUCCAAAUUCUGGCCGUUUACCAAAGGGACCGUUGGAACCACAUCGGACGAUACGUCUUCAACAAGAAAUACCAAACGGCCUGGCAAGUUGUCCAAAUCCGGUCAACGUAACGACCAAGACAGUCCCCGACGGCCUGGGUCGUAUCGGCCAUUUUCUAUUUCGUCCCAAAUAGGACUUUACCCACAAUCCACUACACUGACUCCCAUGGAAACAGGAGUGUUAGCACCACCACAAUACAACAACAUUUACUCGUCCUCCCUGACAGAUCCUCUCAUGCACAAAUGUGGAAGAGUGUAAUAUAUAAUAUGGUUGAUAAUGUAGGAGUAUUAUUUUCGAUGGACCAGCUUUCCGUCGCGAUAGUUUCGUGUUAUUGUUUACUAAUUCUACAUUAGUUUCACCGCGGCUAUUUUCAAAUGGUUGUCUGUCUUUUACCUCUGUAAUAGGAAAAGCCGAAAUAAUUCGGAAUCCAAACUGAAUAAUAUGGCCCAUGCUGUUUUUUAAAUUACGUACGACAUGCAAGAUAAUUUCUACCAAUCAUGGACACCAAUUUGUCGAGCGUACCAAGUAAACAAGCGAGACAAUUCCGGUUACAAGAGACCGUGGGUGUCAACAUGUCUAAAAUGAUCACAGUUUGAGUAUUAACCAUAUCGUAGUGCCGUUAACUUUGUAUGAUUUAUGAACGUUACAACCAGUACUGGUUAAUAUGUACAAUACAGAACAAUCACAAGGCCCAGACUACCAACACGCGAGACAGAAGAUAUUGACUGCCUCUUUAGAGAUGUAUAUGAUAUAUACAAUAGUGAAUUUGAGGGCUCCGUCAGGGGACACCUUACUCGUAGUUAAUGCAUCUUUAUAACAUAUUUCGCUGUUAUGGAGAUUCCUCUAAACGACUGUGUCGUGACCACAUCCUUUCUUCGAGAACGACACUUCUGGCACUAAGAUGGAACUUUACAUUGAAAACACCCUCAUAACAAGGUCACCAUUGAACAAUAGGGACACCCUAUCAUGAAGAUCGGGAAGAUCGUGCUACGUGAAGAAAAGAGGACGCAGUAUUUCACAGACAUACAACAGCUACAUAUAUGUCAACUUUGUGCUUUUAAAGGUUCGAUAUCAUGUAAGUAAAUAUCGGUGACUUUUAUCCGGUAUAAAUAAUGAUAGAUAAUAGCCCUGGGUUUUCUAGAAAACAAGUGAACCCGGGAGCCCUGGGUGUCGGUGUGAUUACCUUUCUGUAGUUUCAUGUUCCAUACCAGUGAUGUCUGUGUUUCCGAUAUUCAUUUUGAAAUUGGGCAUAAUCAUGGAUAAACAAUCAGAGACCUUUUAUGUCAGUUAAAAUCAGAAGAGCCAAAUAGAUGACAUCGAACAGGAUAACGUGUUACAGGUAUGGUUCGAGUGUAUUAAGACAAGAUAAUCUACCAAACAAACAGACUGGACGAGCUAGGUAAUAAUAUGGUGACGGAUUGCUGUGUCACUCACACUGUUAAUGGACUUUUGGGUAUUAAACCGUGUUCCUCAGAGACAAAUGUUUGGAAUGAUGACACGAAAUGUCACGUCUCAACUUCUAUCUCUAUAACACGAUUUGAUUUAACAAUUGAAUAUAAACAUGUGAAGGAUUACAAUAGAAGAUUAUUAAGAGGUGAUGUACCUGGUAUAGGUAUGAACGGAAGCUUUCUAUUCACCUAACGACCUGGUUUCGAAUUAUUACAGUUCGCAGCUAUUCAUUUUGCUGUUUUGACAACGUUGAUAUUUCGUUCGAAGCUCUCAUAGUGUAGAUGAAAAAAAAUGGUACUCUUAAAGAUGAUCUAAUGUAUUUACUUCAUAAUCAGGACUUAUCGCAGAUAUUGGUUAUAUUUUGGACGGUUACUCAACAAUUUCAUUAAAGAGUUAGAUCACAACCUCUUACCAGGAAAUAGUCUAAUCAGACCAAUAUAAAGAAAUAUCAGAAAUAGUAGACGGAAUGUACGCAUGUGUAUGAAGGAAAGUUGAAAUGUGCUGCAGUAUUUACCGUUCUACAUCCGGAAAACAACUGUCUUAUAGAGACAUGGCAGGAAUUCUCAACCCACGCUCCAUAAAUAUGUAGUACUAGUAUACAUUUAAUGUAUAUAUAUAUGUAGUACUAAUAUACAUUUAAUGUAUAUAUGGACCGUGGUUGUGAACUCGUCCCUGUGAACUAUCAGGCAGGAUUAUCUAGAUGUAAUGUGGAAUCUGAAAAGUUCAGUGUCGUACUAAGCUGACAUACUUGUCAAGGUAACAUCGACAAAAAAUCAUAACCCUACGUUUCAAGACCCAGGUAAAUAUUGACUCAUGCCUGCCUUAACUCAUAACGGAGUGCAGCUCGUCGGCUAAUAAAGGUGCAGUUUUUAAUGAGGCAUUGAUCCAAUGAUAAAGCCUUUAGUUGUAUUUAUAAAGCACUGGCAGACGUCUGAAUGUAUAUCAAAUAUUCGAAUAGGGUCCGUUUUCCGCACGUAACAAAAUUUCAUUUGUGAGGGAACCCGAUCAAUAUACCAGUGAACCGUAAUGUUCAGACAUGCAUUUGUAUUCAAAUAGCUGCAUAUAGAUUAAGCUAUUUAGGAUUUGUACAGGGUGAAAUUCGAACCCGUACCAUGAGCCAGCUUUGUUGUUACGCGCGAUGAUUCCAAUAAUAACUGUACACAUAAAUUCGUGAUAAAUAUUUUAAUAACAAGUAAACAGCGUGUUCGUGGUAUUUCAAACACUCUAUUAAAAUCAUGUCCAUCGGGAAACCUCUGGCGUCUUUCCGUCAUUCUUGAAAUUCUUCACUUAUAACAAAUAUGGCACAAGGUCUGGUCCCAAUAAUACAAACGCUGAAUUCGGGACUCUUUUUUCUACCGAAAGCUAAAUAUCAUUUUAUACCUUACUUACAGUAUUUGUAGUAUCCUGUUCUGGUGUCAAUUCUGCAAUGUGGAAAUGUCACGUGACCUAAUACAUAGUUUGAGAUUUUACAACGAUCUCUUAAAGAAUAUUGACGUGUCGACGUUUAGAUUUAGUCCCGAAACCUCAUUCCAUGGAUUCGCGAUCAUUCUUGUACUGGUGAUCUGAUUUCGAUUUUAGCGGUUGUCCAAGGACGUGAUGACGUUAUGAAGGAUGACGUCAUACACCAUCUUCCACAGAUAUUGUGUCCGUCUUCUGGUCUGACACGGCGUUAAAUAGCAUGAGGACAUACGGAGGCCAGUAGGUAGCGGCCGAGUAGAGAAACAAUCCCAACACAGCAAAUAAAAUAGCAU